CGCUUUUACUUUCCCCACUCCAUUCUUUUACCUCCCCUGUUUCCCCCUCCGACCUCGCCCGCCGCCGCCGCCGCCGCCGUCGAGCCUCCUCCUCCUUCUCGGGGCGGUGUCGUUUGGCCCGGCCCGGCCACCCCACGUCCCUGGAUCGGGGCGCGCGCGCGCGGUUUUCUUCACCCUCCGCUCCGCUCAGCUGAAGAGAAUCCUGCCACCACGGUUCUGUACCAAGUGGCUGGCGAGAAGCCGUGUGAGUCGCUAAACAAGUGCGAACCUUGGAAGCUGGUAAAAGUUCUGUGGACCGGCAGGUCUGGUGUUGGGAACAACCUUUUGUGAUCAGAUAAUUUGAACAAGCUGAAGAGAAUCCUGCCCCCAUAGUUCUAUUUCUAUAGUAAGUGUUGGCAAGGAGCCACGUGGGUCGCUGAAACGGGUGUGUGCACUCGGAAGCUGGCAAAAGUUUAGUAACGUGUGGAAGGAACUUUCUGAGACCAGAGAAUUAGAAACAAAGCAUAUUAAGGUAGCAGCUGAAGAUAUUCUGCUCCUGCUACUACACAUUAUUUUGGUGGUCUGGUGGUCUUGAUUGAGCUGUCUGUUAGAUUCAGUUCAUGGUGGCUGGAUGAGAAGCUGAAAUGCUACUGGCUGUGGAGGGAGGAGGUUUUUUCUCAUCAUCCGCAUCAGGAUACAGCCAUGGCCUUGCACUUUUGUUGCUCGGCCGGAGAACUGAGGAACAGCCUGUAAGGGCAUCGUCCUGGAAUCACUAUCGACUAGUCGAUCGGGAGGCUGGGCAUGGGGGGCCACUGCCUCCAACAAAAGACGAUGUUCCUGGUAAAUGUGCUUCCUUCACCUGCUUUGGCUGCACACCUGCUAGGCUUGAGGGCGCAUCUCCUCCGAAAUUGAGCUCAAGUAACACGCGGCAGCAAUUAUCCAGUUCCACAAGCAGGAAAGGAACAGCCAAUGGUUCCUCCAUAAACGGAAGCGGGAGAAAAGGCUGUCUUAAGAGUAAUUCGAAAAGGGACUCGUCUGACCGCGGUUCUAUUGUUAGUGACAGCGAGGAACAACCACGGGAGUCUCUGGAGGAGGUGCAAACCUUGAAAACUGGUAUGGAGCGGAGGAAAGUUCACUGGACUGACACGUGUGGGAAAGAACUUUUUGAGAUCAGAGAAUUUGAAACAAGCGACGAGGGUUUGUCGGACGACGAGGGGGAGAAUGAUGGCUACAAGAAAUGCGAGUGCGUGAUCCAGUAGAUUUGUUCCUGCACAGUAUCCAGUCACAAUUUUGUCAUGGUUGACACCACCUGUACUUUUUAUUCGUCCUCGACCUU
Molecule: messenger RNA, 1315 nt
Organism: Triticum dicoccoides
Lineage: Eukaryota; Viridiplantae; Streptophyta; Magnoliopsida; Poales; Poaceae
Exons: 5
Coding region: 624-1238 (204 amino acids)
Source: RefSeq, a predicted model, not a curated record